AUGAAGCUCUUCCAUGUGUUGCUAACGGCUCUGGCCAGUACUGUCAGUGCAGAGAGCAAGGAUAAACCUAAUGAAGUAGACUCCCUGGCUGCCGAGAGUCUACACCGAAUGCAGGCCUACUACUCUGAAAACCCACUACCGAGCCCAGGAAAAUGCACACUGGAUAACGUAGCCGUUCGUCGAGACUGGGGCCACUGGGCAGACAACCCAAAAGCCUCCCCCUUCUUCGACGGCAGCGACACCAGCAUGUCAGGAGACGGCGCAUACAUCGCGAACAGAACUUCAGUCUGCUUCCCAUCAAUCGAACAGUGCUACAUCCAGCUACAGCCCGGAAGUGGAGGCGGCUGCGUAACGUCCGGUCCGUUCAAAGAGUAUGCACUACCCUCCCAUCUCUCCUCGCCCCAACAAAGCCCAUCACUAACACCCCCAUCCAGCUGGAAGAUCAACCUCGGCCCCCUCGCCGCCGUCUCCCUCCCCCCUCCGACCCCAAACCCCCAACCCGACGGCCUAGCCUACAACCCCCGCUGCCUCUCCCGCGACAUCUCGCUCCAAUCCUCCGCCGAAACCCACGACUCCGUCGUCGCCGCCCUAAUCAAAGACAACACCACCAUCACAUCCUUCCAAACCGUGCUCGGCGGCGAAUUCGCCCAGGGCAAAAUGGGCCCCCACGUCGGCGGCCACAACACCAUCGGCGGCGACGCAGGUUCCGAUUUCAUUAAUUCGCCUGCGGAUCCUGCGUUCUUUGCGCAUCAUGCUAUGGUUGAUCGCGUGUAUUGGACGUGGCAGAAUUUGGAUUUGGAGGCGAGGAGAGAGGCGAUUGCGGGGGGGACGAGUGGGGUGGGGGAUCCGGGGGAGGCGGGGACGUUGGAGGAUGUUAUUACAUUGGGGGAGUGGGUGGGAUAUGGGAAUGUGACGAUUAGGGAGGCGAUGAGUACGGUUGGGGGCCGUUUUGCUAUGUUUAUGCUUAGGGGUUGGGUAUUGCGCUGCUGGGGCUUUGCUAUAUGA
This is a messenger RNA of Alternaria arbusti, 1005 nucleotides long. RefSeq lists its product as uncharacterized. NCBI's taxonomy places the organism in Eukaryota, Fungi, Ascomycota, Dothideomycetes, Pleosporales, Pleosporaceae. Gene Ontology annotation, molecular function: oxidoreductase activity. The record is from RefSeq and is a predicted model, not a curated record. The transcript has 2 exons. Bases 1 to 1005 code for a protein of 334 amino acids.